AAACAAAUCCUUUUAUUCCGAAUCUUCAUUAUUAAUUAACUUCCUCUCUCGCGCCUCUCUCUCUUCAUCUCAAACAUAUUCAUCAAUUUAUCUCUCUCUCUCUCUCUCUCUCUCUCUCUCUCACCCUCUCUGUCUCGGAUCUUUUAAGAAUUUUAAAUCAAAGAAGAUGACUAGAGGAGGAGCUACCGUUGAACUUGACUUCCUCGGAGUCGAGAAGAAGCAAACCACCAACAAAGCUCCACAGCCUAGGUUUCAGAAAUUUCUCGAUCGCCGUCGUAGUUUCCGAGAAAUGCAAGGAGCGAUUUCAAAGAUUGAUCCGGAGAUAAUAAAAUCUUUGUUAGCUUCCGGCGGUGGUGGUACUGAGUCUCCUUCUGUUCCGUCUACUCCAAGAGAACAUCAACUUCAGAUCCCGAUUUCUCCGGUCCACGCGUCUCUCGCCAGGCAAAGUACGGAAGCUGUCUCUGGAACCGUACCUAUGACUAUUUUUUACAAUGGAACCGUAUCCGUGUACCAAGUGAAUCGUAGCAAGGCUGAAGAGAUUAUGAAGGUCGCUAAGGACACAGCGGUCUCGAAGAAGGACGAAUCAUCGACGGAGACUGAUCUUUCGGUAAUUACUCCGACCACUCUAAGACCAAAGCUCUUUGGCCAGAAUCUAGAAGGAGAUCUUCCCAUCGCAAGGAGAAAGUCAUUGCUAAGGUUUCUAGAGAAGCGCAAGGAGAGGUAAUUUAUUAUCCAACAAUCCAAGGAUUACUUAUUACAUCAAGAGUAGUAUCGACAUCUCCUUACUAUCAUCCAACAUCGGCCUAAAAACGAUCUCUUUUUUAGAUUGGGACAUGGACCAAAUUUGUCUCUUUCACCACUCUCCAAGACUUUCAUGUUCCUUUUGCAUUUGGCUUCUUUCCCAAUCUCUUUGAAAUUGAUGGGCCUCGCUUCGUCGUAGCUUCUGCGUAUACUGUUUCCACGACACGUUUUUUAGGAGAUUACGUUUACCUACUACUAAGAUUAUAUACUUAUAUAUUGUUUUUUAAAGUGUUUAUUGUCUUUUAAUACUUCUUAUUAAUUAAGCAGCUCUAUUCUAUAUCG
Molecule: messenger RNA, 1083 nt
Organism: Camelina sativa (false flax)
Lineage: Eukaryota; Viridiplantae; Streptophyta; Magnoliopsida; Brassicales; Brassicaceae
Product: protein TIFY 9
Biological process (GO): response to wounding; regulation of defense response; regulation of jasmonic acid mediated signaling pathway
Cellular component (GO): nucleus
Source: RefSeq, a predicted model, not a curated record